AUGGCGACGGCACGAACGAACCUCGGUCCUCUGACCACGCCGUUUACCUACCCAGCCAGCUGCACAAACAACGUCAUCCAGUGCUCGUACUGCCUCGUCGCCUGGCAGGCGCAAACAUGCAGCAACAACCCCAAUAAUGCCGCCGGCGUCCAGGACAAUGCAAACUGCUGGCCACCACGAACAAAAGCCGACACCAUCACCACCGAGGCUGCCCUCUUGGGCUGGGGCAUCUACUCCCCGGGCCUGAGCUGCCCCGUUGGCUACAACACGGCGUGCUCGGCCACGGGCACGACGAUUGGCGGCUUCCAGUUUCAAUUCCCCGUCUCGGCCGGCGAGACGGGUAUUGGCUGUUGUCCUCCAGACUACGCUUGUAGCUACGGCGGCAACGGAGCUGCCCAGACCUGCUACAGCAUCGCGACAACCGGCUCCUUUCCGGCUGUGCAAUGCUCUGGCGGCUCCAGCAUUGCAUUGAGCUACUACACGUUGGGCAACGUCGCCACAGUGACCACGACACAAGUCAGCACCGUGUCCAGCUCCGGCUCUGCCAAUGUGCCUGCCAGCACCGUGACCGCGACGGAGGUGGACCUCUUCAACUUCAACACCGUUACGCUGUACGCGCCCAUGUUCCAGCUCGUCCACAAGGCCAGCGAUCUGCCCAGCUCCAGCUCCAGCUCCAAGGGCACCUCGUCCCCGACCAACACCGCCGACAGCACCGGCUCGUCGGGCGCAUCCAGCGCAUCAGACAAGUCAAGCGCCAAGAGCUCCAAUGGUCUGUCGUCUGGUGCGAUCGCCGGUAUUGCCGUUGGCGCCUCCGUGGUCGGCCUGGCGUUGCUGGGCGCGUUCAUCUUCCUGCUCAUGAAGCAGCGGAAGCAGAAGGCAGCCGUUGCGCAGUACGCACCGCCGCCCAACGUGUCUGGGAACACGGGCAUGGCGCCAGGCAUGGCGCCAGGCAUGGCGCCAGGCAUGGUGCCAGGCAUGUCGCCGGGUAUGUCGCCAGGCCCUAUGCACGAAGGUUCGUACUAUGCCUCGUCCACGCCGCUAUCGAUGAAGAGCGGGGUGAUGCACCCGUCGCCGGUGUACGAGGUGCAAGGUGAGUAUCCACGGCAGGAGCUGCCAUGA
Messenger RNA from Sporothrix schenckii 1099-18, 1119 nucleotides. RefSeq lists its product as uncharacterized. The transcript is spliced from 2 exons. NCBI's taxonomy places the organism in Eukaryota, Fungi, Ascomycota, Sordariomycetes, Ophiostomatales, Ophiostomataceae. The record is from RefSeq and is a predicted model, not a curated record. Bases 1 to 1119 code for a protein of 372 amino acids.